Molecule: messenger RNA, 1672 nt
Organism: Ceratosolen solmsi marchali
Lineage: Eukaryota; Metazoa; Arthropoda; Insecta; Hymenoptera; Agaonidae
Product: prolactin regulatory element-binding protein
Exons: 4
Coding region: 294-1616 (440 amino acids)
Biological process (GO): endoplasmic reticulum to Golgi vesicle-mediated transport
Cellular component (GO): endoplasmic reticulum membrane
Molecular function (GO): protein binding; guanyl-nucleotide exchange factor activity
Source: RefSeq, a predicted model, not a curated record
UACUCGAGAAAAUUUUCAUUGUGGCAUAUGUGGCAUUCCAAUAGCACCUUUUCUUUUAACAUAUACUACAUAUCACAAGCGUGGAAUUUUACGGAUAUGUAGUUCACAUUUCAUUUGGCCUUUCAUUUAUUGACGCAUAUGCGCGCGUAUAAUUUUUAAGGCAGUGUGGGUCCACCUGCAGUGACAUGCGUCAACGGUAUGAGCGUCCAGGAAGCAAAAGCAACAACGUGACAACCAUCCUCGAGAAGUCACACAAGAGCCAAGGAUAAGGCGGGAAGUGCAAAGCCACAAUCAUGUCGUGGAGACGCCGAAAGGAUGGCCUGCUAGCCAAGGUCAACUUUCCUCCUUAUACGCUGCAGAUGCUUACCAGUAGGCACGUCCUCGUUGGUGGCGGUGGUGGAUCCUCGAGAACAGGUGUUGCCAAUGGAUUUGAAAUAUUUGAAUUGUCUCAUGAUGGGACUCAGUUCAAUGCCGAAGAAGUCACCCGUUAUGAAACAGGACCCAAUGUUGUUAUGAACAGUGCAACUCAUAACGAUGGAAAACGAAUGUGGCUAGUUGCUGGUCAAGAAAGUCACUGUCAAUUAUAUAAUAUACAAGCAAAAGUGGUUGUUACUGAAAAUGGAGAAAUUCCAAAAAAGUCUAGUUUUUCAAAUAAAGAGGAACUUAGGCAAAGGAGAAAAAAUGAAAUGAAAGAAGAAACAAAUACAAAGAAAGAAAGCAUCGAAGAUAUUAAUGAAGAAUCAAAGGCAAAGCAUAAAAAGUUGCAACUUAUAAUUAAACCGUCGGACAGUGUACAGACAGACUUCGGAGAUGUUCAACCUGUACAAAGAGUUGUUAGAAUAAGUCCCAAUGGAAAUGUAAUGGCAACUGGUGGAACUGAUGGAUAUGUACGCUUGUGGCAAUUUCCUCAAAUCACCAAAAUGCAUGAUUUAAAAGGUCAUGAUACAGAAAUAGAUGAUAUUGAUUUUAGUUCUACGGGUAAAGAAGUUGCUACCGUUGCAAAGGAUGGAAAAUUAAUAAUCUGGGAAGUAACGAGCGGCUUAAAAAGUAAAGAAUUAACCUGGUCUUCUAGCAAAGAUGAAAAGUCUAUUUUUAAACGGUGUCGUUUUCGCAAUAAAUUGGUGCAAAAUACAAAUACUCUACAAGUUUUUACUUUAUCAAAUUCUCUGCCUGCAAGAGACAAGAGGCAUAAGGGUAAAACUCAUUAUGGUUUCUUACAGCAAUGGGAUAUAAAGUUAGAAUCAGUUGAGAAACUAGUAACUUAUAAAGAAAAUUUGUCGGAGCUGGCUAUCUCUGACGAUGGAAAAUUCGUAGCUGUUGGCACAAUGUCCUCUGGUACCGUAGAUAUGUUUAUAGCAUUUAGCUUACAAAGAGUACUACAUGUGCCUGGUGCGCACAAUAUGUUUAUCACAAAUUUAGAAUUCUUGUCAACCAAACUUGAUGGUCCAGCCAUAACUAGCAACUCGGAAGCUGCAGUUAUUAGUUGUUCUAUUGAUAAUAAAAUCUGUAUCCACAGUAUACCUUACAGAUAUGUAUUACCGUUCUGGCUGUUCCUCAUUUUCAUAGUUUUGUGUAUUUGUGGUGCAUUUAUGCUUUGCAGUUAUAUGGGUAUUUGAUUAAAAAUAUACAUAAUUAAUGUUACAUCGUAUCAAGAAUUUGUACAUUAAAAUGA